CUAAUGCCGCGUCCAAACAACCCCCUUACGGAUUUCACAUUUUUCACAGGCAAGGUAGAGAGAGAGAGAGAGGUUUGAGCGUUAAAGUUCGAGAGCUUCAUAUUCUCUGAAGCUUGUAUCCGAUCCGAUCUGUGAAGCACUGAGACUCUAAAACAGGCUUUGGAAUUAAUGUGAUUUCUUGAACAUCCGACAAGGAUUCAUUGUAUGUACAGUGAUUCAGUUGCCACCACCAGAUGGGUUCCUGGUUCCAGUUCGGAUAUUGUUCUUACUGUUGUAUAUUAUGGAGUUUGAGACAUACUGUGAGAAGUUAUUGAAGGAAGUUCAGAAGGUGAAUCACAGUAUUAAGGAAAAAAGGAAAGAUGCCUGCGCAGAAAAUUGAAACAGGUCACAAUGACACAGUCCAUGAUGUAUCCAUGGAUUACUAUGGAAAGCGUGUAGCAACUGCUUCAUCUGAUACUACCAUUAAAAUAAUAGGUGUAAGCGGCAACUCUACUUCACAGCACCUUGCAACUUUGAGCGGCCAUCAAGGCCCUGUUUGGCAGGUUGUUUGGGCUCACCCCAAGUUUGGAUCCCUUCUUGCUUCCUGCUCAUAUGAUGGUAGAGUGAUAAUUUGGAAGGAAGGUAAUCAAAAUGAAUGGACACAGGCUCAUGUUUUCAACGACCAUAAAUCGUCUGUCAAUUCAAUUGCUUGGGCGCCUCAUGAACUCGGUCUUUGCUUGGCUUGUGGAUCCUCUGAUGGGAAUAUCUCAGUCUUCACUGCCAGAUCUGAUGGUGGUUGGGACACCACCAGAAUAGACCAAGCCCACCCUGUUGGAGUAACCUCAGUUUCAUGGGCCCCUUCAAUGGCUCCUGGGGCUCUAGUUGGAUCUGGUAUGCUGGAUCCUGUUCAGAAGUUAGCUUCUGGUGGCUGUGACAAUACUGUGAAAGUGUGGAAGCUAUAUAAUGGAACUUGGAAGAUGGACUGCUUCCCUGCCCUUCAGAUGCAUGCUGAUUGGGUUAGGGAUGUUGCUUGGGCACCCAACUUGGGGCUCCCAAAGACCACAAUCGCAAGCGCUUCACAGGAUGGGACAGUUGUGAUAUGGACUGUGGCAAAGGAAGGUGAUCAGUGGCAGGGUAAGGUUCUGAAUGACUUCAAGAGCCCUGUUUGGAGAGUCUCAUGGUCCCUGACAGGGAACUUGUUAGCUGUUGCUGCUGGGGACAACAAUGUCACAUUGUGGAAAGAAGCAGUUGAUGGAGAGUGGCAACAGGUGACCACAGUUGAGCCAUAGAUUUAAGUUUCUUUUGUUAUAAUCUUUCUACCGCUGUCCUGUGUACUGGCUUUAUCAAGAACUAGUUUGUUCAUUUUCCGGUACUAUUUCGUUCUGUUCUUGCUUUUAGUACUCCUGUUUGUGUGGGGUUAUAGUGAUUAUUGGUUUAUUAAAAUUUGGGGUUAGAGAAAUGAGAAUUUUUGUGAUUUUUAAUUGACCUCUUCCUACAUUAUAAUUUGUUAUUUUAUAAUAUGAUUGUUCUGAUGUUGAGGUUUUGUUCGCAUAA
This is a messenger RNA of Cornus florida, 1533 nucleotides long. RefSeq names its product protein transport protein SEC13 homolog B-like. NCBI's taxonomy places the organism in Eukaryota, Viridiplantae, Streptophyta, Magnoliopsida, Cornales, Cornaceae. The transcript has 3 exons. Gene Ontology annotation, cellular component: nuclear pore outer ring; COPII vesicle coat. The coding region runs from base 360 to 1268 and encodes 302 amino acids. Gene Ontology annotation, molecular function: protein binding; structural molecule activity. Gene Ontology annotation, biological process: COPII-coated vesicle budding; protein import into nucleus. The record is from RefSeq and is a predicted model, not a curated record.